AUGAACGAACAAUUUGGACCUGCGCAACGGCCCUUGUCCCAGCGCCGCAAGCGGAUCAAUGUUGCUAUAACUGGAGCAACUGGCGCCAUCUUGGGAAUUAGAUCAUUGAUUGCCUUGCGCAAGUUGAAUGUCGAGACGCACCUGGUUAUGAGCAAAUGGGCCGAGGCGACGAUCAAGUACGAGACUGACUAUCAUCUAUCGAAUGUCAGAGCACUUGCUGACCAUGUCCACUCGAUAAACGACAUGGGAGCUCCAAUCUCAAGCGGCUCCUUCAAAGUUUAUGGAAUGAUCAUCGUUCCAUGCAGCAUGAAGACCCUCGCAGCCAUCCACAGCGGCUUCGGCGGAGAUCUGAUCGCUCGCACAGCGGAUGUUAUGCUUAAAGAGCGACGGCGCCUAGUCUUGGUUGCACGGGAAACCCAGCUGAGUGAUAUUCAUCUGCGUAACAUGUUAGAAGUGUCUCGCGCGGGCGCCAUCAUCUUCCCUCCUGUUCCGGCCUACUAUAUCCGGGCAGCGUCAGUGGAUGAACUAGUCGACCAGAGCGUAGGGCGCAUACUAGGCCUUUUCGAUUUCGACACUGGGGACUUUGCGAGGUGGGAGGGCUGGCAGCAUGCGAAGCGUUAA
Trichoderma virens Gv29-8 is the source of this 621-nucleotide messenger RNA. RefSeq lists its product as uncharacterized. Lineage: Eukaryota; Fungi; Ascomycota; Sordariomycetes; Hypocreales; Hypocreaceae. Gene Ontology annotation, molecular function: carboxy-lyase activity. Bases 1 to 621 code for a protein of 206 amino acids. The record is from RefSeq and is a predicted model, not a curated record. The transcript has a single exon.